This is a messenger RNA of Prorocentrum cordatum, 195 nucleotides long. The record is from the annotation of a GenBank genome assembly. Lineage: Eukaryota; Dinophyceae; Prorocentrales; Prorocentraceae.
AUGCCAGAAUACCAUGCCGAGGACAAGCACUUGCCUCUCGUAGACAGUGCGCUCCGCGAGCUGCUGGAUGUGGGGCGCACGGCUAAGUUCACACCAGAUGCGAGGCCGGCCCCGAUCGCCUGGCUGAAGAGCCGCGCGCAGGUGCGGCAGUUGGCCGUCGACCAGGGCUUCGUCCUGCCGGCGAGGGCCGGCUGA